Molecule: messenger RNA, 4249 nt
Organism: Homarus americanus (American lobster)
Lineage: Eukaryota; Metazoa; Arthropoda; Malacostraca; Decapoda; Nephropidae
Product: rab GTPase-activating protein 1-like
Exons: 23
Coding region: 64-3540 (1158 amino acids)
Source: RefSeq, a predicted model, not a curated record
CGUCGAUGUUGUUGAUAAAUGUCAGAUGACUACCUCCAAUGAUCGUAUGUUAUUUAGGGAAGUAUGGAAGAGUGUUCCAGCCUGAGGUCAAGUGAUUCAGCAGGUACCAGCGAAGAAUAUGAAAUUGUCGAGAGUCUGGCAGCCCAAGACUCUGAGCCACAACUGAACAUUGCCAACAACGGCAACAUGGAAGACCUACAGCAGGAGCUUACAGAGGUAAUGAGAGAGAAGAGUUCAGAAAGCUCCUCUCCAAACAGCAUGGAUUCGAGCACAAAAUUCUGCACAAAGAAGGAUGAGGAUUCCUCUUGCUUCUCGCUGCCCAUCCUAGAAACUCAGGUGUCUCAGGUCUCAACGCUCAGUGAGGACGCUUGUAAUAAUCAAGAUGGCAGGAUAGACGACAGGAACCUUGGGGAAAAUAAUCCAAGUUUUUCUCAAGUAGCUUCAGAUGAUGAUAUGGAGAGAGUUCAAACAGAGGAUGGCAGUGGGGACUACACAAUAUUCAACAGGGUGACAUAUUUGGGGGCGGCCUCAAUUAAUGCCCCUAGAAGUGAGGCGGAGAUUCAGAGAAAUAUGGCAAUACUCAACGCUCAAGCUCAGGAACAGGCUCUGGAAGUCUCUGUUUCAGUUCCAUCAAAUUCUGAAGGCUAUGUCAUAAUUUAUGAUGCCACCACAAGCACAGAGAUGACUCGCUUCAAGAUACACCGCAUCCUCUUCUGUGCCCGGGGGAAAGUAGACACGUCAGAAGCGCGGUGCUUUGCCUUCACCUCUUCUCACGGAGAUACACAAGAAACGGCAAUAUUCCAGUGCCAUGUUUUCCGUUGUCAAAUUCCUGAAGCUGUUGCCCGUGUGUUGAUAACCUUCGCUGCAGCGUUCAGAAGAGUGCCCAGGAGUAAGCUGGUGAAGAAGGAAGAGGAGCUCUGCCAAAACAGGCAACAGGCAGAUCAGUCUCACCUUUUUGAUAUAUCCUUGGAGAUUAAAGAGGAAGACAGUAAGGGAAACUUCAACACUGUGCCGAGAGACAAAGAAUUUUUCAAGCUACGUAGCAGUACUGAGAAGCAGUUGGUUUUGACAGUGACUCCAGCUCCCCCCAGCACCCAGAGCAACACUGCACACACAAACACAGAUGAACUUGCUGUGGAAAGAUGUUUUGGUCUUCUUGUAGCCUCGGGAAGGAGAGUCACACACGCUGAUAUGAAUCUGUUGGAAAUGGAAGUUGUGGCUGAGAGUGACAGCAGCAGAAACAUCCAUCAUUUGGAUGGUAAAUACUGCAAAAAUCUUCAGCUGCAGGAACAGACUGACAACCAUGACAAAAGAAAGGGGCAGGUGUCAAUGGGAAGUAACGUAAAUGACAAGAAAAGUUAUGUUAUAUCUGGUCACUGGGACCCAAGCGAUCCCGUGUUUGCUGUACUUAACCAGGAGACUCCCAGGGACCGCAGAGUCUUCAUGACAGUUGCCAUAGAUCUAGUCAUAAGAGGUAUUCAAGAACCCGUUCGUUUUGUAAUUGAAACCAAAGUCAGAGUUUACCCUCAAAAUGAGCGAUUCUGGUACUUCAGCAAGAAGCCACUUGUCCACCUCUUCUCUCUUAAACUCAAACAGUUUAUUUCCUUUCAGGUGGAACACUCUCCCCAGGGUGACCAGCAGUAUGUUGUAACAAGUGUAGAUAAUUUAGGGGAGGUGGAGCGUUGGCGCCCCUCAACAAUGUCACUCUCCCUCAACCUCUCCUCAUUAACAACGUCAACACUCUCCUCUCUCUCCACCGGCCGCUCCCCAUCCAUCGCUUCCAUUGAGACUCCAGGCUGCGAUGAAGAUACAGAUGAUGACGAGCCUUUAUUAAGUGGGUCUGGAGAAGUGUCCAAGGACUGCCCUCAGGGGGAGCUGGACAUGUGGAGACAGGUGCUACCUAAGUUGCAGGCAGCACCCCAGCAGCUGCCUAAGGGUGUCUCGGGGCUGGUGAAGCGUGGGAUCCCUGAGGCCCUCCGAGGUGAAGUGUGGCAGUUGUUGGCUGGCUGUUCAGAUGAUGUGGACAUGAUGGAGACAUACAGAGUACUUAUAACAAAGGACUGUGCCAGCGAGCAGGUAAUCCUCCGAGACAUCAACCGUACAUUCCCUGCUCAUGACUACUUCAAAGAGGCUGGGGGCAUAGGCCAAGAUGCUCUGUACAAGAUCAGUAAAGCUUAUGCUGUCUACGAUGAAGAAGUGGGCUACUGCCAGGGCUUAUCUUUCCUGGCUGCGGCUCUCCUCCUGCAUAUGCCAGAGGAACAGACAUUCUGUGUACUAGUCAAGAUAAUGUUUGAAUAUGGCUUAAGAGAUUUGUUCAAGGAUGGCUUUGAAAUACUCCACAUGAGAUUUUACCAACUUGCCAAGUUAAUGGAGGAACAACUGCCAGAGUUGUGGCUGCACUUCCAGGACCAGGGAGUCGAGAUCCACAUGUUUGCCAGCCAGUGGUUCCUCACACUCUACACUGCCAAAUUUCCCUUGUUCAUGGUGUUCCACUACCUUGAUCUGUUCUUGCUCACCGGCAUAGACUCAGUCUUCCAGGUGGCACUUGCUCUGUUGCAGAUGUCGAAGAAGGAGCUCCUGUCCUCAGACUUCGAAGGAAUUCUCAAGUAUUUUCGAGUUUCCUUACCCAAGAAAUAUCGGAAUGAAGAUGUUGCCAGACAGUUAUUCAAGAUAGCUACUUCUCUCAAGGUUAAGAAGUUAAAGAAGUAUGAGAAAGAAUAUCUGGCCCUCAAAGAACAAGAGGCCAUGCAGGAGGACCCUGUGAUACGCCUGGAACGUGAAAAUCGUCGACUCCUCGAUGACAACAUGCGGCUUGAACGUGAAAAUGAUGACCUGGCCCAUGAGCUUGUUACCAGCAAGAUAAACAUGAGGCACAGCAUGGAUAAGCUUGAAGAUAAAUGUGAUAGUCUAAACAAGGAAGUAAAAAGCUUGAACUCCAUGUUGUGUGAUGCUGAGGAUGAGAAGAAGCGGCUCCUCCUAGAAGCCAACCAGGUGAAGGAGCUCUUGAAGCGUGAAGUGGAGAAGGGCGAUGUAGAAGCUCACAGAAACGGGGCCAUCAUCGCUGACUAUAAGAAGAUCUGCUCCCAGCUCUCCGAGAGAUUAGACAAAGAACAGGCUGCCAAUACUCAGACUAUUAAUAUGUAUAAGGCUAAAGUAUCUUCGUGUGAGAAGUGUAGUGGUAUUCUGUCACCUGUCACGGGACCACCAGGAGAGCUGGGAAUUGAUGAAUCUCCUGUUGCAACCAAGCUUAACCAGCAGGUCCGUGAGCUGGAGUUGGAGCUGGCCCAGACCAAAUUAGCACUGGUAGAGUCUGAAUGUAAAAACCAGGAUCUGACACAUCAGUUGAAUACAGCCAUGACAGAGUUACAGGCUACAAAAAGUACUUGGUUCCAAAAGACUCUCACUUCAAUCUCUUCGUUAAAGGAGCGCACUGCCUCUACAGGCGGCAUUGUGGUUACUAGCACUCACAGCAGCGGUGGUGUGGGCAACAGUGGACUUCAGCGUCAACACAGCAGAGACAGUAACCCAGAGAAAAUGUAGAUGUCCAUAUAUGUUCACAGAGUCUUAGAUAUAAGUGUGUGUUACAAAAUAAAGAAAGCUUAAAUUGUGAACAUUGUGGAGAGAUGGAUGUGGAGAUAAUUGAAUCAAAAGUAACUGCUCUAUAAGUAAACUCCUAGAAAACUGAUGUGAAAUUACAAAUUAAAAAGAAAAAAUUUCAGUUUCUGUAAACAAAUUUGAUUUUUAUGGAAGUAUUUUUAGUGGAAAUAAACAUGUUAAUAAUAGUAUUUUGUGGUGAUACAUAUGCAUAUUAUGAUAAAACAACACCAGUAAGGAUGUUAUGUUGCUACAGUGAUAAUAUAAUUUGGUUUUCUUUUUUGGGAAAGGUACUAAUUUGGAAUUUGCCACAUUAAAAAAUAUAAUUAAUUUUACACAAAGGUACAGAAAGAGCUGAAAGUUGCCCUAGUCUUUUUACACUUCUUAUGUAAAUAUGGAAUAUUACCCAUGUACUGUAUCUUUAUGUGUGUGAAAGCUGCAGCUAAUUACAAGUAUUACAUAAAUAUAUAUAUGUGUGUGUGUGUGUGUGUGUGUGCGUGCGUGCGUGCGUGCGUGCGUGCGUGCGUGCGUGCGUGAGUGAGACUUAAUUGCCUAAGUAGUAGCCAUUCAUAAGUAAUCACAAGAUUCUUUGUGAUGCUGUUAAAAAGACACUCAUUACUGCUCCUCAUUGUACUAUGUUUUAUUUUUUUUUUUU